Messenger RNA from Aspergillus clavatus NRRL 1, 3147 nucleotides. Its product is annotated as putative zinc metalloprotease. Gene Ontology annotation, molecular function: metal ion binding. The transcript is spliced from 3 exons. Lineage: Eukaryota; Fungi; Ascomycota; Eurotiomycetes; Eurotiales; Aspergillaceae. The record is from RefSeq and is a predicted model, not a curated record. Bases 1 to 3147 code for a protein of 1048 amino acids.
AUGUCAACAUCCGGCCCAAGAAGCCACUUUAAACUUCUCCAAAAGUUCAAGCCUGACUACUCGCCUAGCGAGUUCACUCAGUAUGAAUCAGAGAGAACCGGCAUGCGAGUAGUGGUCAUUGACCAGAAGGGUCCCAAGGUGACUGGGUAUUUUGUCCUGGCCACCGAGAUUCUGGACGAUUCAGGUGCCCCCCACACCUUGGAGCACCUGUGCUUUAUGGGCUCCCGCAAUUAUAGAUAUAAGGGCUUUCUUGAUAAGCUCGCUACACGCGUCUACUCCAACACAAAUGCCUGGACAGCCACAGAUCACACCGCCUACACUUUGGACACAGCAGGCUGGGAAGGAUUUGCUCAGAUUUUGCCUGUUUACCUGGAGCAUGUGAUUGCACCCACUUUAACAGAUGAAGGCUGCUACACCGAAGUCCACCAUAUCGAUGGUUCAGGCAACGAUGCUGGAGUCGUGUACUCUGAGAUGCAGGGAGUGCAGAACAAUGCCGCUGAACUGAUCGACUUGACUGCUCGCCGACUGAUGUACCCGCCUGGUGUAGGAUUUCGCUAUGAAACCGGAGGCAUGAUGGAACAGCUCCGUGUCCUCACUGCGGAGAGAAUUCGAGCCUUUCAUCGCGAAAUGUAUCAACCUCGUAACCUAUGUUUGGUUAUCACGGGCGAGGUAGACCAUGACAACAUGCUUGAGACUUUGGACAAAUUUGAAGACACUAUUCUAGAUGUCAUCCCAAGCCCUGAUUCACAAUUUCGGCGGCCGUGGGUUGAUUCGAAGCAAGCUCCGCGACUAGAGAAAUCGAUUGUGGAGAAAGUCGAGUUUCCGGAAGAGGACGAAUCUUUUGGUGAGAUCGAGAUCAGAUUUAUGGGCCCUGACUCCACCGAUCCCGUUCAGACUGGUGCUCUUAACGUUGCGCUUUUGUACCUUGCUGGAUCGUCUGCUUCGCUACUGGAAAACACGCUUGUGGAAAAAGAACAAGUAGCCAGUGCUGUCUAUUACGCUACUGAGGACCACCCCAGCAUAGAGAUCCGCUUCACUUUGACUAGUGUGGAGACCGACAAACUUGCGCAGGUGGAGAAACGUUUCUUCGAGGUGCUCCAGGACGCUAUGAAGAAGGACUUGGAUAUGAAGUACUUGAAGGAAUGCAUUGACCGACAGAAGCGCACCUGGAAGUUCUCCACUGAAACCUCCGCCUCUUCGCUCGCCGAAUACGUCAUCUCGGACUUCCUGUUUGGAAAGAAAGAUGGUUCGACCUUGCUGGAUGUUGCAACUUUGAAGGAAUACGACAUUCUGGAGCAAUGGAGCGAAGUCGAAUGGCGCAGUUUCAUCAAUAAAUGGCUUGCAGAUGCUCCCCAUGUGACAAUACUCGGCACGCCGUCCCUGAAGUUGUCUGAGACCCUGAAAAAGGAGGAAGAAGCCAGAGCUGCAGCACAGAAGGAGCAACUCGGACCCGAGGGCUUGAAGGAGCUUGCGGAUAAGCUGGAGAAAGCCAAGGCUGAGAACGACAAAGAGAUCCCUAAAGAGAUGCUGGAAGAGUUUAAGAUCCCGGGUACUGAAUCAAUCCAUUUUGUGGAGACGACAACGGCUCGUUCCGGGGCUGCCCUAAAAGCUGGUCGUCCAGACAACAAGAUUCAGAAGUUGAUUGAUACUGAUGGGUCAGAGUUGCCGCUCUUUGUACACUUUGAACAUAUUCCUAGCAGCUUUGUCCAGCUUUCUCUUCUGAUCUCAGCCCAGUCUGUCCCAGUUCAUCUUCGUCCCCUCCUCUCUAUCUACACUGAGGCGUUCUUCAGCCUACCGAUCCAACGCGACGGCAAGACAAUCAAUUUUGAACAAGUUGUCGUUGAAUUGGAAAGGGACACUGUCGGCUAUUCUAUGGAAGGGGCCAGGAGCUUGGGCAACUCCGAAAUGUUACGCAUUUCUUUCCAGGUUGAACUAGAGAAGUAUAACAGUGCUAUUGCAUGGCUCGAAGAGCUCUCAUGGAACUCCGUCUUCGACGUCGAGAGACUACGGGCGAUCACCAGUCGACUUCUCGCUGACGUUCCUGAUGCCAAGCGUAGCGGCGAAGACAUGCUCGCAGCCGUGCAUGUCAUGGUUCAUUAUGCACCCGAAUCCAUCGUGCGAGCCCGAAGCACCUUGGUCAAGGCGCGGUACCUAAAGCGGAUCAAGCGACAAUUGGUUGAGCAACCCGAAUCCGUUGUUGCACGCAUGGAGGAAAUCAGACAAGCUCUGUUUAAGUUCGAGAAUAUGCGAGUCCUGGUUAUCGCCGACAUCAACAAAUUACCGAACCCAGUUUCGUCCUGGAAGUCAUAUGCCGAGCGCCUAGGGGCCGUUGCCCCUCCGAAGCCCAUCACAGUCCGCAGAGAGCUGCUCAGUGAGGCAGGUCGCGUUCCUGGCGGGAAGUCAUAUGUGGUUCCGAUGCCGACGAUUGACUCGUCUUUUGCUUACGCAACUGCUCGGGGUCUCGACUCGUACGACCACCCGAAGCUACCAGCGCUGUUGGUUGCUAUUGCCUACAUGAAUGCCGUCGAAGGACCGCUCUGGGUGGCAGUCCGUGGCAAAGGUCUGGCGUAUGGUACUAACUUUGCAUACAAUAUUGACACUGGUUUCGUCAACUUUGAUGUGUAUCGGUCACCGAAUGCGCACAAAGCCUUUGAGUCCAGCAAGCAGAUUGUCGCAGAUCAUCUUUCCGGGGAAAUGCCAUUUGAUCCAUUGAUGCUGGAGGGAGCAAUCAGCAGCAUUGUUGUCAGCUUUGCCAACGAACAGUCCACUAUUGCCAGUGCCGCUCAGGGCAGUUUCACUCGCCAGGUGAUACGUAAUCUGCCAAGUGACUACAAGGAAAAGACCCUCAAACAAGUUCGGAUCACGAGUGUUGAUGAUGUCAAGGCAGCGUUGCGCGAGAUUAUCCUCCCACUGUUUGCUCCAGAUACAGCUAAUGUCGUGAUCACCUGCGCUCCUGUGCUUGAAGAGACAAUUCAAAAGGGCCUCGAGGCGUCUGGAUUCACCCCUGAAGUACAGCCGCUCAAGGAAUUUGAGGAUGACUAUGGACUCAAGAAUGAUGGAGAUGAAGACGACGAAGAUGACGAGGACGAAGAUGACGAAUCUGAAUCUGGCUCAGAAGAUGACGAAGAGGAGAGUGACGAUGAGUAA